AUAAGCUUUUGUGUGUACACCAUUUUGGGAGUUGUGAAACGAGCUCGUUGGCCUGCAGCUACUGAAGAGGCGAAAGCUGGAGGAUUCUUGGUGGGAUACAUGCCCAGUGGCAGUCCAAUCUACCGUAAUCCCUGCACUGAGCAGGUCCUGAAGCUUUUUGACAAUUUACUUGCUCUUAUAAGGACUCACAACAAUCUCUACAUGCCAGAGAUGGUGGCUAGGCUGGGGGAGACAUUUGCAAAGGCCUUGGACAUGCUGGAGGUGGAGAAGAAUGCCAUCCUAGGUCUCCCUCAACCUCUGCUGGAGCUUUAUGACUCUCCCGUGUACAAAACGGUCUUAGAAAGGAUGCAGGGCUUCUUUUGUACCCUGUACGACAACUGUUUCCACAUCCUGGGAAAUGCAGGUCCCUCCAUGCAACAGGAUUUCUACACUGUUGAGGGUCUUGCCACCCAGCUCCUCAGCUCGGCUUUCAUCAACCUCAACAACAUUCCUGAUUACAGACUGCGUCCCAUGCUCCGUGUGUUUGUGAAGCCCUUGGUACUCUCCUGCCCUUCAGAAUACUACGAAACCCUUGUCUGCCCCAUGCUGGGACCACUCUUUACCUAUCUGCAUGUGAGAUUGUCUCAGAAAUGGCAGGUGAUCAACCAGCGAAGCAUGCUCUGUGACGAUGAUGCUGCAGACGACAACCCUGAGUCUCAGGAGAUGCUUGAGGAACAGCUGGUCAGGCUGCUGACUCGAGAAGUCAUGGAUCUCAUCACUGUCUGCUGUGUUUCUAAGAAAGGUGUUGAGCAUAACACUACUGCUGCUGUAGACGGAGACGAUGAUGAGGCAAUGGCCACAGAGGUGACGGCUCCUGCCAGCGCAGAGCUCACCGAGCUCGGCAAAUGUCUGAUGAAGCAAGAGGAUGUUUGCACCGCGCUGCUGAUCACUGCCUUCACAUCGCUCUCCUGGAAGGACACCUUGUCCUGCCAAAGAACCACAACACAGCUUUGCUGGCCACUGCUCAAACAGGUGCUUCCAGGAAACCUCCUGCCUGAUGCCGUGUCCUGGUUUUUCACAAGUGUGCUGAAGGGCUUACAAAUACAUGGGCAGCAUGAUGGCUGCAUGGCAGCUCUUGUCCACCUGGCUUUCCAGACCUACGAGGCCUUGCGCCCUCGUUACGCUGAGCUGAAGGCAGUGAUGGAGCAGGUCCCAGACAUCCAGAUGGACUCUUUGGAGCAGUUUGAUUCAAAGCUUCUCAACCCAACACUGCAGAAGGUGGCAGACAAGCGCCGGAAGGAUCAUUUCAAGCGCCUCAUCGCAGGUUGCAUUGGGAAGUCCCUCGGGGAGCAGUUCCGCAAGGAGGUUCAUAUCCGGAACCUUCCAUCUCUCUUCAAAAAGGUGAAGCCAUCUUUGGAGACGGAUGUGCUAGAAAAUGAGGAUGGAGAGGGCCUUACUCCACUCUUUGAGCCCUGAGCCUGGGAUGCUGCAACCAUCUCCUCCCCUACCUUAUAUCUUGUCUCUCCUCAUAGUAAGCACAUUAGAUUCUCCUUGUCAUUGCCUCCAAAAGCAUUUGUCUGAAUAAAGCCCCUUACAGGUCCUGUCCCAUUCUCCUCCCUGCACUGGGAGGGGGCCUGUGGUGGCAUUUGAACCAGUCUAUUAAGCUUUCCCUGAUUCCUUCCCCUCCCCUCCCAUUGGAGGAGCAUCUUUAGACCUCUGCUUCUCUGCAAAGUGGGAGCUGAGCCCAUAGAGUCUAUUAGGUAAAGCCUGGUCAUGCUGUAACUCUGGGUCACUCAUGCUCCACGUCUUCAUCCCUUGGG
Molecule: messenger RNA, 1799 nt
Organism: Tauraco erythrolophus (red-crested turaco)
Lineage: Eukaryota; Metazoa; Chordata; Aves; Musophagiformes; Musophagidae
Source: RefSeq, a predicted model, not a curated record